Drosophila obscura is the source of this 5562-nucleotide messenger RNA. It is a transcript of the gene milt, whose product is annotated as trafficking kinesin-binding protein milt. The transcript has 4 exons. The record is from RefSeq and is a predicted model, not a curated record. Lineage: Eukaryota; Metazoa; Arthropoda; Insecta; Diptera; Drosophilidae. The coding region runs from base 202 to 3993 and encodes 1263 amino acids.
CGUAAUCGUCAACGACUAUUGAUAAAUUACUCAAUACUAAAAAAAAAAACCACAUAAUUUUCCCUAUUAGCCAAACUGUAAAAGCACAGAUAAAAGCAACAAAAAACAAAUAAAUUCCCAGUUAAACGUUAAUUGUGUGUCAACGUUCGUAUAAAAGUUAUAGUUUUCGUUAAAAAAAAAACGAUAUGCAAGUUCAUCAAAAUGCCACUGCUCAAUACUGUAUAUCGAAGUAAAAGCAAUCUACAAGAAUCACCACAACACCACCAGUCACAUGGCGGCCAAUGUCUGCUCAAGAGAGUCGACAAUCUGCCCAUCAUUACGGAACAGGAUGCGGACGACUAUAGCCAGAGUUUUGAGAAUGGAACUCAAUUGAAUAGCACUUUGAGGACUGAAGAUGAUUUCAUAGAUCCAUCUUUGACAGCCAUCAAGGCGAGCAGUUCCCUGCAGUCCAAUACAUCCGAAGAGUCCCUCAAUGCCACCAUCACCCUGCAACCGUCCAAUGCCAGCAAACACUUUGAAAACACCUACAAACUGCUGGGCAAACAUCUGCAGACGAAUUGCCAGCGUACGGUGGACAAGCUACAGGAAAUAAGUGGCAGCUCCGACUUUGAAAGCCUUUCAAGCUCCUGCUCUUCCAUGUCGGCGAUUGUCAACGGUAUUGAGCCGCCGCCCACGCGGCUGGAACUCGAAUUGGAGGCAGUCGAUCGCAUGCGCUGCAUUGUGAAGCAAAUGAAGUCUGCGCCAAAGACCACAGAUUCAGCGAUGUCCGUGUCUGCACCUUUGCUGGCCCUGCUCCAUGACUUUGCCUCGAAGGGAGAGCGCAAGAGCAGUGUUCCAGGGACACCUGCCCAGAGUCCCAUCACGGGUCCCGUGGAGGCGCCUCUGUUUGAGCUGCCGGCAGAGCUGCUGCAGGCGGCCAGCUCCUGGGAGCUCAUGUACUAUGCCUCCAAGAAUGUCGAUGGCAAAAACUGUCUCAAAGUUGUACGCAGCCUGCUGACAAAUAAAGUUCUAUGCGGCAACCGUGUUAGCCAGAUGACUCGGGCAUACGAUGACAUUGAAGCCGUGACGCGUCUGCUGGAAGAGAAGGAGAAGGAUCUCGAGCUGACUGUGCAGAUUGGUAAGGAGCUGCUCACACAGAAUAAUGCACUGGAGGCGCGGGUCACCGAUCUGGAGGUCGAUCUCAAGUCAUCCAACGAUGAUCGGGCCCAACUGCUGCACGAGCUGCACAAGAAAAACGAACUGAUAUCGGUGCUGACCAACGAUGCGGAUGAUGGCACAGAUACGGAAACCCCCACCUUUUCCAAGUCCAUCACGCUGGACCUCCUCCAGCGAAAGGUAAACACGCUGCUUGACGAGAACAAAUCCCUCAAGUGCGAGGCCACACAGUUGGCUUACAAAACCGACGAGGUGGAGGAGCACGAACGUCAGCUGAUGGCCGAUAUCGGAGCGCAGCUGAACGACGCCAACUCGCAGUACGACAACAUCAGUCUGGAGUGCGAGAGGCAGCGCGAGGAGAAUCGGCUGCAGCAUGAACAGAUUGUCAGUCUGACAGCCCGUCUGGCCGAGGCCGAGAUGCGGCUGCAUCAGCUGACGCAGGACAACGAUGAGCAUCUGUCGCUGCUGCACGUUACGAAGGAGAACCAGAAUGCCCUCGCCCUGGAACUGGUGGAGUUCAAGCAGCGCUACGAGGAGGUGCUGGCCCUGCUGCACUCAGCCCAGGAUCAGCUAAAGCAGCAGCGCAAGCGAUCCCAGCCGCAGGCGAGGAGCUCGUUCCUGGGUGGACUGGGAACGAGUGGAGCGGUCGGUGGCCUGCUACAUCCGGACUCCCUUCACUGCGAACUGAUGGAAUCGUCGCUGUACUCGGAGAACAGUCUGGACUCGGGCAUCUCCGGGGAUAGCCAGCGGGCGGCGGAUCGCAUAAGCCGCAUGAUGAUGCAGAUGCCUGGCGGCAUGGGCUCGUCCGGUGUCGGUGGCAGUAUUUAUGCUGGUGCGGGCGUGGUACCGCCCUACAAGCGCGUCUUCGAAACGGUCCGGUGUGCCGGCAAGAGCGGCAACUACAUGGACAGCGGCAAUGUGUCGAUGACCACCCUGGGCGCCAUGUCCAUGAGCAGCUCCUCCGGUCCGCGCAUGGCCUCCAUGGCGUAUCCAGCGGGCUCGUACUAUCGCGGCGGUAGCAAUCAGUCGUUGGGCGUUAAAACUCUCUCCAACGAGAGUCUCAACUCCCAGUCCGAUGACGGUUAUCCAGCCCAGCCCUCUGGUGUGCCAGGAGCCCCCGGCGCUAAGGAACUGGAGGCGGCCCUCAAGCGUCUGACGCCUGGUGAGGUUCUGGCUCGCCGCGCAAUGCUCUCCUACGCCCCAGUCGGCACCUACAACUACGAUGAGCCCACGACGCAUGGUGGGGCGGGUGCCUCGCAUUCGAACUUGCCGCUGGGCGUACGCACUCCCGAUAGCAUAAUGUCGACGGGAUCGUCGGGCAUGAGCGCCUCCUCACAUCACAUGUCCGCCUCGAUGACGCAUCAGUGGCGUCUUCCAGAGAAGCUGCAGAUCAUCAAACCGAUGGAGGGCUCCCAAACCCUGCAUCAUUGGUCGCGCCUGGCCACGCCCACGCUCAGUGGCCUGCUGGACGAGCGUCCUGGUGUGACCAUUCGUGGCGGACGAGGCCUGGACGAUCUGGGCAUGCAAAUCUACACGCUAUCCGACGUCGAGGAGGAUGUGAGCGAGGAGCUGCCGGGCAAGCAGUUUGAAGCGGCCGGCUCCACGUUCACGUACACAACGAGCGUGGUUAUGCAUCCGGAUGAUGGUUUCGUCAACGAUCUGUCGUUCUUGUCGCAAUCGCAGAUGUCCUCGCGCAUGGCCUCCACAUCGACAUCAAGACAGCCAAGUUGUCCCGCCACACCGCGUGCUGGACUCUCGCGCAAGAACUCCUGCUCCACAUUCUCGGUGAACCUCGGUCUGGCCGGAAUGCUCAACGAGCGGGGCAUCAAGGCAGUGACACCCAGUGCUCUGAAUACGCCUGCCGGUCCCAACUUCUCGCCCACAGUGACGCCCUGCAACAGUCCAGAGGGUUCGCCACCGCGCUGCCAGUCCCCGGAGCCACUCUUCGGCUUGCUCUCGUCGGGAGCGGAUCUGAUACGCCGCAAGAUUGUGGGGGAUCAGCAGCAUCAGCAGAGGAGCAGCCUCAGCAAGCAGCAGCAGCAGAAGAUCAUGCUGUCGCAUCUGGAGAGGCGCGCUCUCAGAUCACUGAAUCUGAUCGAGAAGGUGGAGAGCAUUGGACUGGAGAACAUAAUCAGCGCACAGCGUGGCCUCGGAGCGGGCAUUGCGAAUCGCAGCAGCUCGCCGAUGAGCAGUGGAAGUCUCCAGAGUCUGCACACCAGCAGCAAUAGCAUCGUGGACGAUAUACACUUUGAUCGGGCACAGAUUAAGGGUGUCCUCCAUCGUGGACUAAAGUCACCCACUCCUUCAUCGUCAUCCUCAGCGGCAGCAGCAGCGGCGAUGGCUGCGACGACGACGAGCAGCAGCACCAGCGCCUACAACAGCGAUGACAGUGAUGAUCAGGGGCUUAUGAUGAAGAUUAGGCCCAAGACAACAUCGACAACAACGAAGGCGGCGGCGGCUGCAGCUGCGGCUGCGCAACAAACGGACGGAGCGAGUUCCUCGACGGGAGCACCGUCCAGCUCUACAGCCAGCGAGACGCGACUGAAGCAAAUGCAGCGCCAGAAGUCGCGCAGACAGCUGAAGAAUGGAAUGGCCAAUCAGAGGCCCGAUCUCGGCACCAUUGCUGGUGGCGGUGGAGGCAGAGUACGUCCCGAUUUGGGCAGAGUAGCAGACAGCGGCGCCAGCAAGGCGUCCGCAUCAAGGGCAGCGGCCAGAAGGGAAGCGGCGGCGGCGGCUAGGGCAGAGGAGGAGGAGGAGGCAGCACCACAGACCAUCACACAGGCGUUUGUCGGUUCAGUUAGUUCCUUGCUGUUUGGCCGCAAGGGCGGUUGGCUGUAGAAGGAAUCCGAUUAUCAUCAGAUGAUUAUCCAUACCUUUAGUUUUAAGCUUGCUCUGGACUGUAGUGUUUACUUUUACGAAACGAAAGCCAAGCCUUACGCGCGAGUUUAAAAUUAGUGUUUUUUAUUUUUUGUUUAAGCACAAGGCGGAAACGAAAUGUAAAUUUAAUUUCGUUUGCCGCAAAGGCAGUAGCAGCAGCAGCAGCCCCCCCCUCCCAAUGCCUGUCAUCGCCACCUAAUAAAACACUGGAACAAGUAGUAGAAGAAGAAGGAGGAUUUAGUGUUUGUAGCUGUGAUUUGUACAUACAUAUAGAAAAAGGAAUGUUUAAAUUUAGUAGUUAUUAAUCAAGUACUUCGCAUAUUAUUACGAUUAUGUUGUUUUGCUUCAAUUUACAAACAAACCAAACGAUGGCCAGUUCUUUUUUUCGUCUAAAUCAAUCGAGUUCCAAAGCAGCUAUACAUUAUACAUGCAUAUAUAUUUUUAUUUUUACUUGAAAUUUUGCCAAUUUUGUAUUUAUUUCACCCUGUGUUUACCACUUAACCGAAACGAAAGAAUUAUUAUAUCGUACAUUUAGUUUUAUUGUUCGAUUCGGAUAUAGACGUAUUUCGUGUCGUUAGAGUCAAAGCUGGUGCAAAACUUGUAUAUAAGAAAAGAAAGAAAGCAUGCAAAAGAGAGAAAGAGAUGAAAUCAAUCUGUAACUUGGAAAUGUGGUGUCAAGCAAAGAGGUACAUAUAUUUUUUUACACGCAUAUGUAGUUUACGUUUUUGCUUCCCCACCACACAACGAGAUGUAGAAAAAAACCUUAUAUCACAAAAAACUAUCGCUUUGAAUCGUGCAUAUAUGCAUGUACUCUAUAUAUAUAAUUAUUUUCGGUGCUUUGCGCACUGCCAUACGCAAACAAAUACACAAACAACUGUAAUGAAAAAAUAUUAUUUUUCUAGUCCUGUCACCUAUGGGUCCCUGGCACUCGUUUGGCUAUGCGGAAUGUAUACAAAUAAUAAUGCAUAGCUUACAAAAACAGAGUGUGAAAUACUCAACGUUGCUUAAUAGAUUUGUUAAGGCAGAAAAUUAAUGGAUUAGCAGCAAGGCGCACUCACUAACUGUCGGUUAUCCUAGAGCGCACUGUCAUAGCCCGAACGAACACACAUGUUAUCGAGACACACACACACACACAGACAGCCGAACCGAACCCGUUGUUAGCUGACAGAUGCGGACUGUACCUAUUGUCAAAUAAUUCUCAACAACUGAAAUGUUGAUCCUGAAAUGAUCCUUAAUUUGAGCAACAAAAAUAUCAUGGAAUAAGAAAAUAUCGAUUUAAAUCAACAAUUAUUAUACAUUUGUGAAAAUUGUACGCGUUAAUUCAGAGGAUUUAAUUUCAUUUGUAAUACGUAAAGGAGUUUCGAGCAAAAGUGUGUGCUCGCAAUACAAAAAAAAAACUUUAAAAAAAACCGAAAUACUAUUAAAACAAAAAACCGAAUGCAGAACAGAAAUGUCAAAGUUAUUAGUUGUAAUUACCAAUAUAUUUAUUUAUAUAUGCAAAAAUAAAGAGAAACAUCGUUAAACACAGAA